UAAAAGAGGGGCGAUCAUAUGAAUUGGAACUCCCUCGUCCUCCUCUCGCCCUGAUCUGCACUAUCCGUAGGUUUGUAAGCGUUAGAGAGAGAGAGAGAGAGGAUGGGAGAUAAGGCGGAGGUUUUGGAGGCAGUUCUCAAGGAAGCUGUGGAUUUGGAGAACAUACCGAUUGAAGAGGUGUUUGAGAAUCUAAGAUGUAGCAAGGAGGGUCUGACGACUGAGGCUACUCAGGAGAGGUUGUCCAUCUUCGGCCACAACAAGCUUGAAGAGAAGAAGGAGAGCAAGUUCUUGAAGUUUUUGGGGUUUAUGUGGAACCCGCUAUCAUGGGUCAUGGAAGCCGCUGCGAUCAUGGCCAUUGCUCUUGCGAACGGAGGAGGAAAGCCUCCAGAUUGGCAGGAUUUUGUUGGUAUUAUAACCCUUCUUGUGAUCAAUUCGACAAUCAGUUUCAUUGAAGAGAAUAACGCUGGGAAUGCUGCUGCGGCCCUGAUGGCCCGUCUUGCUCCCAAAGCUAAGGUUCUCAGGGAUGGGAGGUGGAGUGAGGAAGAUGCGGCUGUUCUUGUCCCGGGGGACAUUAUCAGUAUCAAGCUCGGGGAUAUCGUUCCUGCAGAUGCCCGUCUACUUGAUGGUGAUCCGUUGAAAAUCGAUCAGUCUGCCCUUACUGGAGAGUCCCUGCCCGUGACCAAAGGCCCUGGCGAUGGUGUCUAUUCUGGUUCCACAUGCAAGCAAGGAGAGAUCGAAGCCAUUGUUAUUGCCACUGGUGUGCAUACCUUUUUCGGCAAGGCUGCUCACCUUGUAGACAGCACCAACCAAGUCGGCCAUUUCCAGAAGGUCUUGACUGCAAUCGGGAACUUCUGUAUAUGUUCGAUUGCUGUGGGAAUGGUAAUUGAGAUUGUUGUCAUGUAUCCUAUUCAAGACCGGAAGUAUCGUCCAGGAAUUGACAAUCUUCUGGUCCUUCUCAUUGGAGGAAUUCCGAUUGCCAUGCCCACAGUUCUCUCCGUGACAAUGGCAAUUGGAUCUCAUCGUUUGUCUCAGCAGGGGGCUAUCACGAAAAGGAUGACUGCCAUCGAGGAAAUGGCUGGAAUGGAUGUUCUUUGCAGUGACAAAACGGGAACUCUAACUUUGAACAAACUCACAGUUGACAAGAAUCUUAUUGAGGUUUUUGCAAAAGGUGUAGACCAGGGCACUGUCAUUCUAAUGGCUGCCAGAGCUUCCAGAACUGAAAACCAAGAUGCCAUCGACACUGCUAUUGUUGGGAUGCUAGCCGACCCAAAAGAGGCACGGGCUGGUGUUCAAGAGAUCCAUUUCCUUCCUUUUAACCCGACUGAUAAACGGACAGCUCUAACUUACAUCGACAGUGAAGGGAAAAUGCAUCGUGUUAGUAAAGGUGCACCAGAGCAGAUUUUGAACCUUGCACACAAUAGGUCUGACAUAGAGCGUAGAGUUCAUGCUGUGAUUGACAAGUUUGCGGAGCGAGGGCUUCGAUCCCUUGCAGUUGCCUACCAGGAGGUUCCAGAGGGUAGGAAAGAUAGUCCAGGAGGUCCAUGGCAAUUCAUUGGUCUCAUGCCUCUUUUUGAUCCUCCUCGACAUGACAGUGCAGAAACAAUCAGGAGGGCACUAAACCUUGGUGUGAAUGUUAAAAUGAUCACAGGUGAUCAACUAGCUAUAGGAAAGGAAACCGGUCGCCGUCUGGGAAUGGGCACCAACAUGUACCCUUCAUCAGCUUUGCUAGGACAGAACAAGGACGAGUCAAUUGUUGCUUUGCCAAUUGAUGAGCUGAUAGAGAAGGCCGAUGGUUUUGCUGGUGUUUUCCCUGAGCACAAAUACGAGAUUGUUAAACGUCUGCAAGCAAGGAAACAUAUAUGUGGAAUGACUGGUGAUGGAGUUAAUGAUGCUCCUGCUCUUAAGAAGGCUGACAUUGGGAUAGCCGUUGCAGACGCAACUGAUGCAGCUCGCAGUGCUUCUGACAUUGUCCUUACAGAACCUGGCCUGAGUGUCAUCAUUAGUGCCGUGCUGACGAGUCGUGCAAUCUUUCAGAGGAUGAAAAAUUACACAAUUUAUGCAGUGUCUAUUACAAUUCGUAUUGUGCUUGGUUUCAUGCUGCUGGCUCUCAUAUGGAAGUUCGACUUUCCACCCUUCAUGGUUCUCAUCAUCGCCAUCCUGAAUGAUGGUACCAUAAUGACAAUAUCCAAGGAUAGGGUGAAGCCUUCUCCUCUUCCAGACAGCUGGAAGCUAGCAGAGAUCUUUGCAACUGGCAUCAUUCUGGGAAGUUACUUGGCGAUGAUGACUGUGAUUUUCUUCUGGGCUGCCUACAAAACUGAUUUCUUCCCGAGAAUAUUUCAUGUUUCAAGCCUUCAGAAAGAAGCUCAUGAUGACAUCAAAAAGCUUGCUUCGGCAAUAUACCUGCAAGUGAGUACCAUCAGCCAGGCUCUCAUAUUUGUGACGAGAUCACGGAGCUGGUCCUUUAUCGAGCGCCCCGGUUUGUUGUUGGUAGUAGCUUUCUUGGUUGCUCAGCUGAUUGCUACACUGAUUGCCGUGUACGCAAACUGGGGUUUUGCUGCUAUUGAAGGGAUUGGCUGGGGUUGGGCCGGUGUUAUUUGGCUCUACAAUAUCAUCUUCUACUUUCCGCUUGAUUUCAUCAAGUUCAUAAUUCGCUACGCACUGAGUGGGAAGGCGUGGGAUCUUGUCAUCGAGCAAAGGAUUGCCUUCACUAGGCAGAAGGAUUUCGGAAAGGAGGCGAGGGAGCUUAAGUGGGCCCAUGCUCAAAGAACACUGCAUGGCCUGCAUCCUCCAGAUACCAAGAUGUUCAAUGAGAGGACCAAUUUCACGGAUCUUAAUCAGAUGGCAGAAGAGGCUAGAAGGCGAGCUGAGAUUGCAAGGCUGAGAGAAUUACACACCCUGAAAGGGCACGUGGAGUCGGUGGUGAGACUGAAGGGUCUUGACAUAGACACCAUCCAGCAAGCCUACACUGUCUGAAGAGCCGAAAGGGGAAAAAAAAGGUGUGAGCAGAAGGGGAAAGAGAAGGGGUCCAUACGCCAUCAGAUGUUUUUUUUUAUAUUCAUCAACCCCAUAUGCAUGUGAACAAUGACCCUUGGGUGCUGCGAGUGAGAGUAAAUGUAUUGGGGCAUGUAAUGAUAGCCCGACGCAUUCUGCAUAUUUAUAAGCGGGUAGUUUUAUUUUUUUUAAAUCUCGUUUAUAUUA
Messenger RNA from Magnolia sinica, 3198 nucleotides. RefSeq names its product ATPase 11, plasma membrane-type. The transcript is spliced from 22 exons. Bases 103 to 2973 code for a protein of 956 amino acids. The record is from RefSeq and is a predicted model, not a curated record. Gene Ontology annotation, cellular component: plasma membrane. Lineage: Eukaryota; Viridiplantae; Streptophyta; Magnoliopsida; Magnoliales; Magnoliaceae. Gene Ontology annotation, biological process: regulation of intracellular pH; proton export across plasma membrane. Gene Ontology annotation, molecular function: P-type proton-exporting transporter activity; ATP binding; ATP hydrolysis activity.